GCUACUGGUUUAUAAAGGCGGUUGACGCGAUUUGCAUUGACAGCUGCCGCCUAACAGUGUGGUAAACAAAAGGCAGAGGCCAAACAAGGCAGGAGCCAAACCAUGUGACAUCACAGGCAGCAGCUUCUACAUAACAGUGGCAGUUUCUAAUGACACCGGAAGUGCCUCGACGAGCUACUGCUGCCACGACUUGAGCUUGCCCUCACUGCAAACACAAGCAACACAGCCGACAUGGCGGACUGGGACGCUGACACCUUCGAGCCGGAGGAGCAGAUCCAAAAGGCGGUAGUGGUGGACAAAUGGGAAGGCGAAGACGAAGAGGAAGAUGUUAAGGACAAUUGGGAUGAUGAGGAAGAGGAGAAAAAUGCAGAGGCGAAAAAAGCAGAGACAAAAGUUUCUGAAAAGAAAAAGUUGAGUGAGAAAAUCAAAGAGAAAGAAAAUCGGUUAAAGAAGAAACAACAAGAGCAGCUGGAGAAAGAGCUGGAGGAUCAACGAUCAGAGCUUACUUCCGAAGAACAACUCGAAGAGAAGUUAAGAGUGCAGAAAUUACAGGAAGCUGCAGACUUGGAGCUAGCUAAAGAUGCAUUUGGUAUCGGCAGCAGCACCUCAAACAGUGUUACUGGGAUCGAUGCCAUGUGUCCAUCCUCCAAAGAAGACUUCUCCGAGUUUGAAAAAUUGUUGAAAGAAAAAAUAUCCCAAUUUGAAAAAUCUGUGCAUUAUUCAAGUUUCUUGGAUUCACUGUUUCGGGAACUCUGUAUUUCAUUGGAAGUAGAUGACAUGAAGAAAGUCAGUAAUUCCCUGUCAGCUCUACUAAGUGAAAAGCUGAAACAAGAAAAACAAAACAAAGGAAAGAAGAAGAAGAAGGGGGUGGUAGCUGGAGGCGGUUUGAAAGCACAGCUGAGAGACGACCUUGACUAUGCAUCGUUUGAUGGUGGCUACGCCCAAGACUACGAGGACUUUAUGUGACACUGGCUCCAUCACUACUGCCCUUUCCUUCUCCCCACCCUCCGAAACGCAGCUGUACCUUUUCAUGCUUUCCAGUGCCAUCCUGGAAUAUCUGAACUAUGUGUUGCCCCAUUCAUCUUGCUUCAAUGACCAGAGGGACUAUACCAGGGAGCACCCAGUCUCACCAACUCUUUAUGUUCAUACAUAUGGAAUUGCCUUUUCUCCGUCUCAUUCAGCCUCAACUCACACACUCAUAAUAAUUAAGUAUCUGUUGGGUGACCCAGCUUCAACAACAACGAAGAAUACAUAGUAACUGCUUUUGUCUGAGUUUUGCAGGGCUCAUUUUAUGAAUUGAAUGUUGCCCCUGUCAAAAUGGCAGAUACAGUAUUGCAGUCUACUGACAUAGAAACACAAGGUUCUAUGCAAAUUCCUAACCCAGAAUGUCAAGUAUAUAUUAUAGGUCUCACUUACCUGUGGAUGGGUCUCUUACAGGAAAGUAUAUAGUAUCUAUAACUUUGGUUGCCAAAUGCAGAACAAUUAUUCAGUACAUACUACAUCUUUAUCUCCGGAGAGGUUGCAUUGAGGGUGAUUCUGAGACCGAUGCAACAUGUAAGUAAUAGUUGUAAUUUUACAGAGCACGUGACAUUCAUUGUAAGAUAAAAGGGAUUAACAAGUAUAAUAAAUGUGACUUUAAAACUUCA
Platichthys flesus (European flounder) is the source of this 1646-nucleotide messenger RNA. It is a transcript of the gene eif3jb, whose product is annotated as eukaryotic translation initiation factor 3, subunit Jb. The transcript has 8 exons. Gene Ontology annotation, molecular function: translation initiation factor activity. Gene Ontology annotation, cellular component: eukaryotic translation initiation factor 3 complex; cytoplasm. The record is from RefSeq and is a predicted model, not a curated record. Bases 232 to 966 code for a protein of 244 amino acids. NCBI's taxonomy places the organism in Eukaryota, Metazoa, Chordata, Actinopteri, Pleuronectiformes, Pleuronectidae.